AUGUGGAUUAAUGAAUUGAUGCUGCAAUUGCCGGUCAUGGUGGCGCCUAUGGCUGGCGUCUCCAAGGCCCGGCUAGUCAUUGCCAGUCUGCAGAAUGGCAUGCUGGGAUCGUUGGGUGCCGGCAUGAUGUCGCCAGAUGCCAUUCGCCAAAGUGUCGGCGAGAUCCGGGCGGCUACCUCUAAGCCAUUCAACAUCAACCUAUUCGUCGUAAACAACAAUCCGGAGUUUGAUGCUGCCUGCGGUGCUGCCGAGUGGCUCAGAGACUAUUCGGCAAAGUACAACUACGAUUUCGCUGUUCCAACCACUUAUGCCCAUAGCUUUGACGAGCAAUUUGCCGCUGCGCUUGAGUGUAAGCCAGCCAUUUUGAGUUUCACCUUCAAUAUCAUCUCCCAGAGCCAGCUCGACGCAUGUCACGACAAUGGCAUCAAGGUCAUCGGCACGGCCACCAGUCUCGAUGAGGCCUUGACUUGGCAGAAACUUGGUGCCGAUGCUAUUUGUUUACAGGGAAUUGAAGCCGGUGGACAUCGCGGGAACUUUUUGACCUCGAACCUGGGUAUCCCUUUGGCUGAACUGGUCGAUCAGGUUUUGCCCGAAAUUAAUGUUCCCGUUAUCGCCGCCGGUGGCAUUAUGGAUGGUGUAGACGCCGCACGCUACUUGCACAAAGGUGUGGCGCUCGUGCAAUUGGGAACGGUAUUCCUGGCUGCUCCCGAAAGCGAGUUGGCCGAGGCCUGGGUUGAUGCUCUCAAGGGAAACAUGGGCAACACAACUACUCUCACCCCAUCGUUUUCGGGAAAACAUGCUCGCGGAAUUGUCAAUCGUUUUAUUAGCGAAAGCAAAGACAAACCUUACUUCCCUUAUCCUGUUCAAAACGCUUACACGGCCAGCCUUCGCAAGCAAGCUGGUGAACGAAAAAACAGUCAGGAUAUGUCUUUAUGGGCCGGAACCGAGUUUCCUCGAGCCCGUUUUGUUCCUAUUUCCGAGCUCGCCAAACUUUUGAAGACGGAAAUAGAGCUCAGUUAA
This is a messenger RNA of Wickerhamiella sorbophila, 1020 nucleotides long. RefSeq names its product putative nitronate monooxygenase. The transcript has a single exon. Gene Ontology annotation, molecular function: nitronate monooxygenase activity. The record is from RefSeq and is a predicted model, not a curated record. The coding region runs from base 1 to 1020 and encodes 339 amino acids. Lineage: Eukaryota; Fungi; Ascomycota; Dipodascomycetes; Dipodascales; Trichomonascaceae.